AUGGUUAUGAGUUGCAUGCCGGAUAUCCUUACACGGUCUAGAUGGCGAGUGAAGGAGGGUGGUGUAUCAUUUUGGUGGGAUAGAUGGUCAAAUAUGGAUCCUUUGGGAGAUCAGAUGCUUUUGGUUGAACAGCCUAAAAUCUUGAUCAAAGAUCUCAAAACGGACAACGGGUGGAACGAACAUCUGAUAGAGGAGCUUGUUGGGAGAGAUAAGGCGGGAGAGGUUCUUGCUACACUGGGAAAAAUCGAGACAGGCAAAGACAGACUGGUUUGGACUAAAAGCUUGGAUGGACAAUUUACUACAAAAAGUGCUUGGGAAGAUACAAGACGUCAGGGGCAUAUAUCACAGUGGCAUGAAUGGAUUUGGCACCCAACUCUACCAAAGAAGAUUUCAUUAAAUAUGUGGUUGGCCAUGAAGGGAGGUCUCUCGGUGGAUGACAGCAUUCGAAAAGUGGGUAUCCCCAUUGUAUCGAAGUGGAAAAUCUCCUUUGGCAGUGUGCCUUACUGUUCUGCUUAA
This is a messenger RNA of Fraxinus pennsylvanica, 516 nucleotides long. NCBI's taxonomy places the organism in Eukaryota, Viridiplantae, Streptophyta, Magnoliopsida, Lamiales, Oleaceae. The record is from the annotation of a GenBank genome assembly.